Hypoxylon fragiforme is the source of this 830-nucleotide messenger RNA. RefSeq lists its product as uncharacterized. The record is from RefSeq and is a predicted model, not a curated record. Bases 319 to 789 code for a protein of 156 amino acids. Lineage: Eukaryota; Fungi; Ascomycota; Sordariomycetes; Xylariales; Hypoxylaceae. The transcript is spliced from 2 exons.
AGGCAUGUAGUAUCUACAUCCACACAAUACAUGUAAUAGAUACGAUGGCACCCGUCACGUGACAGUGAAGUGAGGCACGUUGGAAGUUUUUCUCAAAUUCCCCAUUUCCCAACUUUGACAACAUCAUACAUACGUCACCGCGUAAGAUAAUCUCUCGCUCCGGAGUCCCGACUGUCUGGUAGACAAGGGCCUGUCGGCUAGACCCAACCCAACAACGCGGAAGAAGAAGAAAACGGAAGGAGAAAAAAAAAAAAAAAAAAAAAGAACUCGGCGUCAUGGCGUCUAAUCUGAUGGAACUUUUCGCGAUAAGCAAACGGGAUGGUGAGCGAUGGCAUGGGCAACGUUGCUGUUGGAAGUUUGAUCAAGUCGAAGAUCGUCGUCGUCAUUCUCAGUCAUGGAGGGUGGAUGGCUAGCCACAAGUGGGAAAGUAGAGCCUCCCGACGCCGGCGUCGGCCAACAUGCCAAGCCCCAUGGAUGAUACCGGCCAACGGUACCAAGCCGGACAGAUAUGAGAGUGGGGAUGAGCGUCGCGCCCGGGUAGCAUGUGCGAUGAGGUUGUGCGAUUAUGUUAUCAGAUCGGAUGGCCCGGUAGUCUGGUAUCUCUGCCAACGUACAUAUCACAUCUUACGAUCCCUACAUCUCGGAGCUUCGUAUACUCGUCCCCCGGCCCCUGUUACACGAUUCUUCGCUAUAGGCCGGAGACUCGGGUAUGCCUACCUAGUAUUUUUGUUUUUUUUUUCCCAAAUAUACCUUAUAUCUGCUAUACCUGGAUCCGACCUCAGUAUCUGAGCAGAACCAUGCCCAGCACAUAACUAUACAUAGAUCUACAC